Aspergillus mulundensis is the source of this 4974-nucleotide messenger RNA. RefSeq lists its product as uncharacterized. Lineage: Eukaryota; Fungi; Ascomycota; Eurotiomycetes; Eurotiales; Aspergillaceae. Gene Ontology annotation, biological process: secondary metabolite biosynthetic process; fatty acid biosynthetic process. The coding region runs from base 1 to 4974 and encodes 1657 amino acids. The record is from RefSeq and is a predicted model, not a curated record. Gene Ontology annotation, molecular function: fatty acid synthase activity; 3-oxoacyl-[acyl-carrier-protein] synthase activity; phosphopantetheine binding. The transcript has 3 exons.
AUGGAGGCCGCAGGCGCCAUCCCUUCUGCCUCCGGCCAUGUUGCCGUUGUCGGAAUGGCCGGUCGCUUUCCGGGCUGUGAGGACCUGGAUGGGCUUUGGGACCUGCUGCUGCGGCGAAAGGAUGUCCACCAAGAGAUCCCACCGAGUCGCUUCGACAUCAACGAGUUCUACGACGCGUCAGGCAAAACGAAGAACUCGACCCUUACCCGCUAUGGCUGCUUUCUCUCCCACCCCGGUCUCUUUGACAACCGCUUCUUUAACAUUUCUCCCCGCGAAGCUGCACAGAUGGACCCGUUGCAGCGCAUGUUCCUGACGACGACAUACGAAGCCCUUGAAAUGGCUGGCUAUAACCCUUCCACUUCCCCGAUCGAUCCGUCCAAAAUAUCGACGUACUUUGGCCAGUCCACCGACGACUGGAAGACCAUCAAUGAACAACAAGGUAUCCAGGCUCACUACCUUCCAGCCACAAACCGGUCAUUUGCACCGGGACGAGUGAGCCACCACUUCAAGUGGGGUGGCGGACAUUAUAGCAUCGACACGGGGUGUUCCUCGAGCAUGACGGCAAUCCACAUGGCUUGUGCUGCUUUGAUUUCGGGGGAGUGUGACAUGGCUAUUGCUGGAGGCGGCAAUGUUUGUGUUAUCCCAGAGUACUUUUCAGGCUUCAGUAAAGGCAGCUUUCUUUCGACGACCGGGGGCUGUAAGACAUAUUCGAACGACGCCGAUGGGUACUGCAGAGGAGAAGCUGUUGGCACAGUUGUCUUAAGGCGACUGGAGGAUGCAGUGGCAGCCAAAGACCACAUCCUUGGUGUCAUUGCGGCGACCGCAAGGAACAGCAAUGCGGGGGAAGGCUCAAUCACUUAUCCCGGAGAGUCGGCGCAGAAGAAGCUCUUGGAGGAGCUGCUCAGGAAGGGGAAGACAGCGCCUGAAGAGAUUGGGUUCGUUGAGAUGCACGGGACGGGUACGCAGGCGGGGGAUGGUGUCGAGAUGAACACUGUGCGGAGCGUCAUUGCCAAACAGUCAAGAGACCAGCCGCUGUAUGUGGGUGCGCUAAAAGCGAGCAUCGGACACGGUGAGGCAGCAGCAGGCAUCUCUUCGCUGAUCAAAGCGCUGCUGAUGCUGCGACAUGACGCUAUGCCGGGGCAGCCGGGGAAUCUGUCACGAUUCAAAGAUCCUGCUGCAGCUGGCAUCCAGAUUGGUGGUGCGGAAGGACUGUCCAUUCCGCGUUCCGCAGUGGAUGGGAGAAGAAAAGUCAUUGUUAACAGCUUCGAUGCAGCGGGAGGAAACACGAGUCUUCUCCUGGUGGAUGGACCGACCCCUACACCUGCAGAGGGAAGCCACGACCCGCGCACCCAUCACAUCAUUGCCUGCUCAGCCAAGACAGUCGAGUCCCUGCGCCUGAACAAAGACCGUCUCCGGAGGCACUUGGAGCAAUCCCCUGAGACAAACCUCUCCAGCCUGGCCUAUACGACGACCGCACGGCGCAUGGACCAUGUCCACCGUGAAGCAUACGUUGUCGAAUCUAUUGACCAACUAAUCACAUCGCUUAAAAAGCCAUCAUCGCCAUCGCCUACUCGGGUCUCUCCCUCUUCGCUCGCUUUCAUGUUCACAGGCCAAAGCUCCCAGUACACAGCCAUGGGCGCAGCCCUCUACAACACGUCUCUCUGGUUCCAGAAAACUCUCAACAAAUUUGAAUCUCAAUGCUCGCAUUUUAGUUCAGCUUCUUUUCUCGAUGUUGUCCGGGGCUCUAUCGACAUUACCUCAGCCACAGCACCACAAGUCCAGCUUGCCCUCGUUGCGCUGGAGAUUGCUCUUGCGUACUAUCUGCAGGAACUUGGGCUAAAACCUGCUAUGGUCAUGGGGCAUAGUCUUGGCGAAUACGCUGCUCUCUGCGUGGCUGGAGUUCUGUCUGUCAAGGACACCUUGUACCUCGUGCAUGAGCGUGCGGCAUUACUUGAAAAACACUGCACUGCUGGAAGCUGGGGGAUGGUGGCCGUUCCGCGUAGUGUUGAAUGGGUCAAGCAACUUCUCCAGCAAGAAGGCUUGGAUAGCGAGCUGGAGAUCUGCUGUCUGAACGGGCCGACUUUGACUGUGGUCGGUGGUCCUUCGGACUAUAUUCAGCAGUUGCAAGACCUCGUCGGUGGUAAAGGCGUUAAGGCAACUCGAUUGCAACUUCCAUAUGCUUUCCACUCGUCUCAGCUGGACUGUAUUCUUCCGGAGUUUGAGGCGGUCGCAGAGAACGUUGCCUUCCGAAAGCCAUCAAUACCUGUUGUCUCGACCUUGACUAGAAAUGUCGUCAAAUUCGAAGGCACAUUCAACGCAUCCUACCUUGUCCGGCAAUGCCGUCAGCAAGUGGACUUUGUUGGCGCCCUGGAGACCGCCCGGAGACAAGGGCUGAUCUCAAAUGGUUCGAUUGUGGUGGAGGUUGGACCUCAUCCUGUGUGCACCAGCUUGCUCUCGCUGUGCCUGCCAGAUACUCAAGUAGUUGCCGUUCCAACUCUGAAACGAGGACACUCUGACUGGGAAAGCAUCUCCAAAUGCCUGGCAGCCGCAUAUGUCCAUCACCAGGAAGUCGAUUGGGAGAAGUUCCAUGGCGACUAUCGUUCUUGCUUGUCAGUUGUGAGCAGUCUGCCGAGUUAUGCUUUCGAGGAAAGCGAGUUCUGGACUCCGUACCAGCGACAGAGAAAUGCCGAGGGCUCGAAGGACGACGGGUUCAAAGGGACUGCAUGUCUGCAACAGAUCGAGUCCUUCAGUGCAGAUAAGCGCUCGGCGACAUUCGUCUCUAAGAUCCAAGAACCGUCGUUGCUGGCAGCUAUACAAGGCCAUCUUGUGGACGAAGUUGCCAUCUGCCCGGCCUCGUUGUUUAUUGAUAUGGCCUGCGGGGCAGCCCAGAUUGUCACGGCCGGAAAAGGCACAGCUGUUGAGCUUGCGGACCUGCAAAUGAUAUCUCCUUUGGUGGUUUCGAGUAAUGUCGAACAAACAAUCAGGGUCAAUGCCCGUCUCGAAGAAGCCAAGGCGAGUUCUGUUGAGAUUCAAAUCACCUCUACAAUUUAUGGGAACUCUACACAGCAUGCGAUAUGUCGAGUGGUAAUGCAUGAGAAGCCAACAGCCAGUCUUUCCAUCUGGCCCCAAAUGCAGCGACUAGUCCAACUGCGAGUCAGCACUCUCACAGCCGCCCCGAGUAAUGACUCAUGCUACAGACUGACGAGGGCACUGUUCUAUAAGCUUUUCGAUAGCAUCGUUGAGUACAGCGCGCCGUUUAGACUUCUUGAGACCAUCACUAUUGAUGGUGACGCGCAUGAUGCCGUGUCCGAGAUCCGAAUCCACACGAGGGACGCAAAGCACGGCUCAUUCAGUCUUGACCCGUUCACCAUGGACGCCCUUGUCCACCUACCAGGCUUCUUGCUGAACUGUGACUUCGACAAGCCCAAAGGGGACCUUCAUAUUGCGAAGUCCAUUGGCAGGCUUCUAGUGUUUGAUAGUUUGCAAGCUGAAGCUGGGUCCAGCCCUCUUACAUGUUACACUACUGUCACUGCGCAGGGUGAGGAUGGAGCCACAUUCUGUGAUACAUACCUGUUCACCAAGAGCAAAAGACUUGUCGCCCUAGUAUCAGGGAUCUGUUUCCAAAAGAUCACCCGUCAGAUCUUUGGCGUCAUUACCAGCAGUUCGAAAACCACGACCAGGAGCAACCAUAGCCCUAACCACUUGGUGACUACGCCUUCGCCUGUGCCAGCAAACACAACGACGUUGUCUGACGUUGAUACGAAGGCGGAAGGAGUAUACGCAGUAUUUCUCCGUGCCGUGGCAACGAUCACAGGGGUAGAUAUUGAGCAAGUCAAAUCCGCCGAAUCGUUCGAAGCCUUAGGCGUCGACUCACACAUGGCCAUCUCCAUCAUCGCGGAGACCAACGCCGCCGCCGGCGUGCUUUUACCUGCUGCAUUUUUCAGCAACUGCCCGACUAUUGCUGAUGCGGAGCGAGAGCUGGAAGGAAGUGCAAGUAGAUCGUCCAGUCCGUCUGGCGGAAUCCCCACACCACCAUCAACCGCCUCCAGUGACAUAUCAACAGAACACGUCAAAGAGCCCAUGGGCAGAGCAGUUCUCCUCCAAGGCAACCCUAAUUCGCUGAAGAAGCCUCUAUUUUUCGUCGCCGAAUCCAGCGGGUCCGUGGCCGUCUACCUCCAUCUCCCUCCCCUCCCAGACGGAACCCCAAUCUACUGCCUCGAGUCGCCGUUCGCUCACUGCCCUGAGAAGAACACAUUAUCAAUCCCCGAGAUGGCAAGAGCUUACAUCACAACAAUGCGCACCGUGCAGCCACACGGCCCAUACCUCAUUGCCGGGUACUCCUUCGGCAGCAUCUUCGCUUACGAGACGGCCUACCAGCUCGCCCUGGUCGGCGAACGGGUCCUCGGCCUGCUCCUGAUGGACAUGUACGCGCCUCCGCCAGCACUUCCCAAUCUCGGGGCGCACCGUUUCCUCGGCGGACUGCCCGAGGGCCCGAUGACGAAUAUGUCUAACAGGCUGGUGGCCUCUGGCCUCUUCAAGCUCACUGAUAUUGAAAUGACGCAUAUGGAGGCUGUGCUCAAAGCCGCAGCGUCCUACGAGGCUAUCCCGAUGCCCAGGGGCUUCGAGCCAGUCCAGACACAUAUCGUCUGGGCUAACAAGGGGAUUAACGACAACGAGCACGCGGAUGAGCAUGAUACGGGUGUUACCGGGAUGAAAGCAUUUAUGGGGCUUCUUGAGGAUGGAAAGACGUGGGAGGAUGUAAGUCAGGAUGAGAUGGGAAUGAUGCUCAGGUCUUGGUUCUUUGCGGCUAGGGAGGACUUUGGGACGAACGGGUGGGAGAGUUUUGUUGGGUGUGUUGAUGCGAUUACGGUUCAUGAGGUUGAUGCUGAUCAUAUUUCUGCUUUGAUUCCGCCGGAGGUGCAAGGGUUGGGCGAGGCGAUUGCGCGUGCGGUGGAAUCUUGUUCGAGGACAUAG